Molecule: messenger RNA, 2848 nt
Organism: Gambusia affinis (western mosquitofish)
Lineage: Eukaryota; Metazoa; Chordata; Actinopteri; Cyprinodontiformes; Poeciliidae
Product: small conductance calcium-activated potassium channel protein 1-like
Exons: 9
Coding region: 233-2275 (680 amino acids)
Biological process (GO): potassium ion transmembrane transport
Cellular component (GO): plasma membrane; neuron projection; neuronal cell body
Molecular function (GO): small conductance calcium-activated potassium channel activity; calmodulin binding
Source: RefSeq, a predicted model, not a curated record
UUUACUUUUCUCAGUGGCCUUAAUCCUCUACCAUACAAAGUGACAACCUUUGCAUGCCUGAAUUUUUUAAACGUGAGGCGUAGAGAUAUGAAAGAUGAGAAAAAUCUCUGCUCACUAAGCUUCAGCUGCAAUUUUCCGACCAAUUGCUGUUCAGACUCUUUUCACCUUCUUGUUUGUUUUGUCUAAUACAUUCACUCGUCUUCUGUUUGAACCUUAAAAGCAUCUCUUCCCCAUGGAGCACUCCCCGUCAAUGAACUCAACGGUGGUGGAUGGAGAUGAGCUGGAGGACCACAGGCCCCUCCUGCCACCAAGGAUUGUCGCCCCACCUCAGGCCUACUCGCCCCAAUGUGGGAUACACCACACAGUCCAGACACCCAUUGACCACUCCGCAUGGCUGGACAGAACCCAGGCCCUGGCUACCACGCCUUUGUACAACGGCCACCUCUACGUCACUGCGACGCCUCGAUCCAACAGGAGGAGAGAGAAAACCAAGGGCAAAGAGAAAAAAUGCGAGAAACGGCCACAAAAUCCAGGCGUGAAGGAGCGCAACCACCAGAGCAAAACUACAACUCUGAGCGCAAACAGACUCCAGGAGACGGUUACGUCCUUCACCGAUGUCCCCAUGUCCUCCUGCGGGUCACCCUUCAAGGGCCACAGCAGGUCCAACCUGGAUCUCAGGGAUGUUGACGGUCGAGGGUACCGCAAGGCAGGCAACGUUUCCCUGGAGAUGCACGACCGCCAGAGUCUCCCAGAGAUCAUCGUCACCAGCAAGGACGACAACCUCCAACAGCAGCAGCACAAACACAAGGCGCUGCAGUAUCACCAGCACCCGGGGGAGGCCGAGGGGCCGCUGCCAGGGGCCAAGCGCUUCACUGGGAGCCCCAGCCCCAGUCCUCAGCAUAGCCCCAAACGCAAGGAAGACGCCAACAAGGACUCGUACUCGCGGACGCACAACAUCGGCUGGCGGCUGGUCCGCAGGAGGGCCCUGUUCCUGAGGAGGCAGCGGCUGAAUGACUGCGCCCUGGCGGUGGGGCUGUUCGGGGUAGUCAUGAUGGUGAUGGAGACGGAGCUGUCCUGGAGCAUCUACAGCAAGAGCUCCAUCUACUCGCUGUGUUUCAAGUCAGUCAUCAGUUUUUCUACGCUCAUCUUGUUCGGCCUCAUCGUGGCGUACCACUGCUGUGAGGUGCAGCUCUACGUUCAUGACAUUGGUGCAGAGGACUGGAGAAUUGCCAUGACCACCGAACGCUUCGCCCUGAUCGUCUUGGAGCUCUUCAUAGUGGCCAUCCAUCCUUAUCCGGUGGGAAUGCUGGCAUACUUCCAGAAGACCAAAGUCCGCACAAGCCUCUCUGAGACAGAGCUGGAGAUCAUGCUGGCUUUGCCCAUGUUUCUGAGACUGUACCUGCUGGGUCGGGCCAUGAUGCUGCACAGCCGCCUCUUCACCGACACGGCCUCCCGAAGCAUCGGAGCUCUGAACAAGAUCCACUUCAACACCCGCUUUGUGGGGAAAACGUUGAUGACUACCUAUCCUGGCACCGUCCUGAUGAUUUUCAGUGUUUCUCUGUGGAUUGUGGCGGCGUGGGGCCUACAUGUGUGUGAGAGGCACCACAAUUACAGAGACCUUAGCAGCAACUACAUGGAGGCCCUGUGGAUGGUCUCCGUUACCUUCCUGUCCAUCGGUUAUGGAGACGUGGUCCCUCACACUUACUGUGGCCGCAGCAUCUGCCUCCUCACUGGGAUCAUGGGGGCGGGAUGCACAGUCCUGGUGGUGGCGGUGGUGGCCAGGAAGCUGGAGUUGACCCGAGCUGAGAAGCACGUCCACAACUUCAUGAUGGACUCUCACAUCUCCAAGAGGAUAAAAAUUGCAGCAGCGAAUGUGCUGAGAGAGACUUGGCUCAUCUACAAGCACACUAAGCUGUCAAGAGAAAGAGACCACAGCAGAGUCCGCAUGCACCAGAGGAAGCUGCUGCUGGCCAUUCACCAGUUACGGAGAGUGAAGAUGGAGAAGAGGAUCCUUGCAGAUCAGGGGAACACGCUCGUUGACCUCUGCAAGAUGCAGAGCCUGAUGUAUGACGUGCUGGCGGAGGUGCAGGGCUGCAGGGGGGAGCUGAACUCGAACAUCAGCAGCCUGGUGAAGAACGUGGAGGAGCUGAGGGAGGGCUUCCGGUGCCUGAUGCCGCUGCUGUCCAGCACGCUGUCCACACAGAACUCCUCCAUCCGCCACCUGCUGAGAGAGAGGGAGGAGAAGAGUGAGUGUGUGAGCGGAGCAGAGGGGUAGAAAGGCGCAGUGGGGAGAAGAAGAACCCCGUUUCAGGAGGUUUCUAUUGAAAAUUGCACUAUGGCGGCCAUGCUGGGGCAGAUUUCCUGACUCAGGUGUUGGACAGGUUUGUACUGAUGUACAUACAACUAUAUAUAUAUAUAAAACAUUAUAUGUAGCAGAAAUACAAACAUAUGUAGAAAUUUGUCCCAGCUCACUUCUUCUCAAGAUAUGUCUCCUGGACUAACACAAAACGUUUCAGUCAUAUUGAACUAGAUUUGCAAGAUAUUGAAGUCCAAUGGUGCGUUCACACCAAACGCGUUUUGAGCAUCAGGCUGCAGUGUGAACGCAGCCAAAGUUGAAUGUAAACCACAUGCGCCUGAUGCUGAAAACGCGUUUGGUGUGAACGCACCAUUACAGAUUUAAAGUUGAUCCUAAUCAAGUAAAAUUUUACAGUUGACCUGAUAUGACGUAAUUGACGCCCUGUGGAUUAUUUUCUUCAGGUUAUUUAAUUGUUUUUAAGCAUCUGUUUUGUUUUUUUCUUUUAAGGAACUGUUAUUCCUCACCUGUAAAAACUGCAUUUUCUGACCGUGA